Brassica napus (rape) is the source of this 2282-nucleotide messenger RNA. RefSeq names its product histone-binding protein MSI1-like. Gene Ontology annotation, molecular function: histone binding. Gene Ontology annotation, biological process: response to auxin; regulation of gene expression. Gene Ontology annotation, cellular component: nucleus. Lineage: Eukaryota; Viridiplantae; Streptophyta; Magnoliopsida; Brassicales; Brassicaceae. The transcript is spliced from 3 exons. The record is from RefSeq and is a predicted model, not a curated record. Bases 461 to 778 code for a protein of 105 amino acids.
GUAUGAUUUUAGCAAAGCAUUAUAUAUCGAAUGUAACAUCUUUAUCAAAAGUAAUAAUGUCAUACAAGGUGCUUGUAACAUGUCUCUCCUUUAUUAUUUUGGUUAUAUUAAUAUAAGAGAUGAUAUAAGAGAUGGUAGAUUGUUAUAAUUCAUCUUGGUGAAUGGUAGGGUCUUAUAAACAUGUUUCACAAAAAAAGAAAGAAAAAAGUUGUUUUUGAAAAGACAAGGCAGAAACAUGUGGACUUCAUACAUUACCUCCACCUGAUAUGUUUCCCAGACUAUCUACUCUCCAGUGACUCUUUUACUUUUAGUUCCCUAUAUAUACUUUAGACACUUAGAUAAACUUGCUUACAAACUAAACCUGAUCCAUUUCUAUAGAAGCACAAACAUUCAAAUAUUCAUCACUUUCAGAUUUUUCGUGUCAAUAUCCCUUUUUGGUUACUUGCAUUAAUCCUCUAAGAUGGGUAUUCAAUUGAUUGGACUAUCUAACGCCAAGCAAAAGCUUCAAAGAAGCUUAUCAGCAAAAAUCACGAGCUUUUUGGCCAUAUCAGGUGCUAAUAAUGUCCCAAAGGGUCAUGUCGCCGUCUACGUGGGUGAGACUUAUCGAAGAAAGAAGAGAUUUGUGAUACCUAUAUCAUGUUUAAACCAUCCAUUGUUCCCAGAUUUGUUGAGCCUUGCGGAAGAAGAGUUUGGGUUCGAUCAUCCCAUGGGAUGUCUAACCAUCCCUUGUACUGAAGAUUACUUCACUGCUCUAGCUUCUAUUUUAAAUGGUUCGUGAUAAGAGAGUCACAAUAUUCAUUAAGUUUCUUUAUACAUAUAUAUUUGUGUAUUUUCUUUAAAUCUAUUUAAGGAAGUGGAAAGAAAAUAACUCGAGAUUGAGAUACUAAGACCAUGUUUAUCGCAGAUCCUUAACAGGAUUCUUAAGGUAAUAAACUGAUUUAAUUAAAUGUAAACAAAAUAAAAAAGCAAUUAUCGAUCCUUAAGUAAGAGUUUUGGGGAUCGGUUUUUAGGUUGGUUUUAUUGCACGUGUCAGCACACAAAUACUCCUGUUUUUUUUUUCUUUGUUUUUUUUCUCCUUCUUCGCUCGUCUUCGCCGUUCCCUCGUCUCCUCCUUCUUUGAUCAUCAUCAUCAGGUGGGUUUACCGGUUCUGGAUUCGCGGAGCUGAAGCCGGAGCUUGCGACGAGCCUCCUGGUAAAGACUACUCUGUCCAGAAGAUGAUCCUCGGCACCCACACUUCAGAGAAUGAACCCAAUUACCUCAUGAUAGCUCAGGUCCAGCUUCCCCUUGACGACACCGAGAGCGAAGCUCGUCAGUACGACGACGAACGGUCCGAGUUCGGUGGGUUUGGCUGCGCCACCGGAAAGGUGCAAAUUAUUCAGCAGAUAAACCACGAAGGGGAGGUGAACCGAGCUCAGUACAUGCCUCAGAACCCUUUUGUGAUUGCUACCAAGACGGUUAACGCGGAGGUGUAUGUGUUUGAUUACAGCAAGCAUCCGUCUAAGCCGCCGCUUGAUGGAGCUUGUAACCCUGAUUUGAGGCUGAGAGGUCACAACUCUGAGGGGUAUGGCUUCUCUUGGAGUAAGUUCAAGGCGGGGAUAUUAACGCUACUCCUAAAAACAAGGUCAUUGAUGCUCAGCAGAUCUUUAAGGUAAUGCUUUGAUUCGUGGAGAAGCAAUUGUAAAGUUUAUAGACAGAUAUUAAGUGUGAUUCAUGUGUUUACCGUACACCUGUUUGGAACCGUUGGAGAUGAUCAGUACCUUCUUAUAUGGGAUCUGCGUUCUCCAUCUGCCAGUAAACCUAUACAGUGUGUGGUUGCUCACUCCAUGGAGGUGCUUUGCAAUGAACUGAAUUUUAAGAGCAGAGAAGGUUCUCCAAUAACAGAGGUAAAGCCAUACAUACCUUUUAACAUUAACCCAGCAGGGAUGCAGCCUGUUCUUACAACCACUUACCUCUUGGCAUUUCCCAGCAUUCUUGCAAGCAUUGUGGGUUCACCGUUCUUGUUACACGUGAAGGAUAUAUUAAACCCUGAAAGCACAGUUGGGGCACCGCCAUGGGUUUACUACUCAGUCUAUGCGUUUUUCGUGUUUCUCUUCAACAUCUUUGACAUUGUGAGUGUUACUUACUCUUUUUUUUUCUCAGCCUGAGUUUCAAUCUUCUAUGAACAUUAAACAUGAUUAGUUAUGCAUGUUUGUGUCACGAGAUGGUUUUGGUUUUGUAUGUUUGUGACACGAGAUGGGAUUGUAUAUGUAAGUCUCAAGUUGGUUUUGGGUCUUCUCUCUUA